AGCAACAAUUAUAUCGAUCAAGAUAUCUGCGCGUGUAAAUGAGUGACAGCUUAGGACCGAGAUAUUUUUAACUAUAUUAGUGGUUAUCUGAAUUAAAUAAAAUCUGAGGAGACAUUAAGUCAUCUUGCGAAUAACCUGUGUCCACAAUUACAUGAUUUCGUCACAAUAUCACACAGGAGACGCGCUGAUUUACGUUCUGACAGCCGUCAAGAAGGGCGUACGAGAAGUGAUAGUGGCGAAUUUAAGUGUGAACUUAUUAUUGAUAUUUUAUGAGUAAUCUGACUAAUCACAUAUCAAUUAAUUACAACUGUGAGGCAUACAGCCUAGUGUUACGUAAACACUUAAGCGUAACAGUGCUCCGGACCUAACACGUGGUUCUGACAUUGGCAAAAUGGGGAAAAUGAAGUGGAUCCUAGGAAGAAGUCGAACCCCUGCCCUCGUUUUCCCAAGAUGUGGGGGGACAUACCAAAACGACGAUUCUUUCACGUCCUCAGAAGAUUCUCUGUUGGGGCGUCACAGAAACAGGACAACAAUAUCAGCGUCCUCGUCCACCUCAACAUUUAUCACUGGAUCCACCGGCAGCAGUAUUGUUAACAUCCACAAACACCACGACUACAACAAGUGUCACGACAGGAGAAUGUCAGUCACUAAACAAAAGGAGCUAAACCUCCUGAUAACAGCACCUCAAGUUCCUGAACUCAGUACGGGCGAUGACAGUUUAAAGAAUAAAGUAACUGUUGAAGAACCAUCGAUACAGGACAAUCAUGUUUGUGAAAUCAAACCUCAACCUCAGCCUCAACCUCAACCUGAGCACAGAUGUUCAUCCAAAAACAAUCUUGGCCAAAGUGCGGCGCCACAAGUUCAAAUCCAUUGGGGCCCUCAGGUUAUGGCAGCUUUAUCCGUAUCUUUAGGAUCCAUGGUUGUUGGGUUCGCUUCUGCCUAUACAUCGCCAGCUCUGGUAUCAAUGGCUGAACCCAACAGCACAGUACAACCCGAUCUGCAGCAGAAAUCGUGGAUUGGUAGUUUAAUGCCACUGUCUGCCUUACUUGGAGGAAUCGCUGGAGGACCUCUGAUCGAAACGAUUGGGCGGAAAACAACAAUCCUAGCAACAGCACUGCCAUUCAUUGUCUCAUGGCUGCUGAUUGCCCUGGCUGUCAACGUGCCGAUGCUGUACGCCGGUAGGGUUGUGGCAGGUUUCUGUGUUGGCAUUGUGUCCCUGUGCUUCCCUGUGUACCUGGGAGAAACACUUCAACCAGAGGUCAGGGGCAUGCUGGGGCUUCUACCAACGGCUUUCGGUAAUGUAGGAAUCCUACUAUGCUACUCUGCCGGAAAGUAUCUGAACUGGUCCAUGCUUGCAACUCUGGGAGCCUGCAUUCCUGUACCGUUCCUGGUCUGCAUGCUGUUCAUCCCAGAGACACCAAGAUGGUACUUCUCAAAGGCCAAGGGAAAAUGUGCCAUGAAAUCUCUUCAGUGGUUACGUGGAAAGGAUGCUGACAUCUCACAAGAGUUGAAGGAAAUUGAAAAUAUUAACAACGAAUCACUGAAGAGCCCUUCUGGCUCAUCAUUCGAACUAUUCAACAAGAGCAACUUAAAGCCUCUCCUCAUAUCUCUCGGCCUGAUGUUCUUCCAGCAAAUGAGCGGCAUUAACGCCGUUGUCUUCUACACAGUGAUGAUAUUUAAGGCUGCUGGAAGCACGCUCGAUGGUAACACAAGCACAAUUAUAGUUGGUGUUGUGAACUUUGGUUCAACAUUCUUGGCAACUAUCCUGAUCGACCGUUUUGGACGCAAAGUGCUCCUCUACAUCUCAUCAGUAGCCAUGAUAAUCUCACUGGCAGUUCUGGGCACAUUCUUCUACCUGAAAGACCACACUGACACCAAUGUCACCCCAUAUGGCUGGCUUCCACUUGUCAGUUUCGUCAUUUAUGUUAUUGGUUUCUCAUUUGGAUUUGGUCCAAUUCCAUGGCUGAUGAUGGGAGAAAUCUUACCAGCCAAAAUUCGUGGUUCAGCAGCUUCGAUCGUGACUGGAUUCAACUGGACUUGCACAUUUGUUGUCACUAAAACCUUCACUGACCUGAUAACAGGUCUGGGCAGUGCCAUCACAUUCUGGAUGUUUGGGGGUAUCUGUCUGGCAGGCCUAUUCUUUGUUAUUUUCUGGGUACCAGAAACGCAAGGAAAGAGUCUUGAAGACAUUGAAAAGAAACUUACUGGACAAGUACGAAGAAUGAGUUCUAUUGCUAAUCUCAGACCUCUGCCCAUGGCAGUCUAAGGAUUAUGUAAAUUUGUACUCCGAACAAUACAAGCACUUGGAAGAGAGUUAGACCUAGAGGACUGAAGGACUCGAUGAAGUAUUCGAAGCAAUGUCCAUGGUCAUCAUAAGUGUCGAAUGCAAGAUCAGUUAGAGUUUUGUCUGAAGACUGCAUGCAAGAAUCUCAGAAGAAUCUCUACCAAACAGUUAAUUAAUAAUAUUUAUAAUUUUACUUGAUCAGUGAUACUCGAAAACUAAUGACUGUGUCGCUACAUAGAACGUAGCUCUCAUAUCAUUUUGUAACACUUCCAUUGUAUAUGAAAGUCUGUUUUUAUAAAAUAGACUUUGUAAAUAUUGUACAGACCAAGUGACUGGUCAUGAUUUUAUGACCACUGACAGACAAUAUAUAUCAUUACACAGCAUCCAUACCAAAUAUUACAUAUAUUUUUUUAUUAUAGUUUACUCAUUAUUAUGAUACUGAAAACUACAUACGGUAAAGUGAAUUUACUCGUGUGACACAAAUUUUAACCAUUUAAAGCAUAGUGAUAAAUAUAUGAACCACCUGCUUUAAUAAUUAAAGAUUUUACUGUAGAGUGCAUUUAUGAGGUUCAUAUGUUUCUCAGUAUAUAUUUAAAUUAUUUCUGUAUGUAACAUAAAUUAAUUAAUAUUUUUGUAAGAGAGUGAGAGAGCAUAUUUUUAUUGAGACAUGAAAGGAAAUUUUAAAAAUAUUUUUAGGAUGAACCUCCUGCUUAAAGGGUUAAAUAAGUAAUGUAUCUUAUUGUCUUAACUUGAUUUUAUGUAUGGAGCAAUUAUUGGGAAUAUGCAUCUAGAGUCACUGUGUUAGUUAAUUAAAACACUGACUUCCACUGGACAUUCCAUUUUUUAUGAUUAUUGUUCUAUGAACAUGUAAAAAUAAGUAUUUGUACAUAUGCUGCCAAUGUGUGUUUUUAUUCCAUAUGAUGAUUGUUAAAAUGAAGGCUUCAGAAUAAUAAUUUUAAGCAAUUUAAAUCUGUAACUAAGCCACAAACAGCCAAAAUUCACUGGCAACAUUCUCUGUUCCUCUAACCGGUAGCUUUCAAAUCACUGGUUCCACAAUAUGGAUGGUACCUGAACAAUAAACGUGUAUCCUGUGGCACUAGAUAACUUUGUUCACCCCAGUUUUCAUAUUCAUCUCUGACCACAAACCACCAUCUUAUAACUUAAAAGUAAUUUUGGAAAACAGUUCUGUAUGCCUUGAUAAUGUGGCACAGUUCAAAUAUUUGGGAAUGACAGCAACAAAUUAAAAUUUUAUUUAGGAGGAAAUUAAGAGGAGA
Molecule: messenger RNA, 3558 nt
Organism: Cryptotermes secundus
Lineage: Eukaryota; Metazoa; Arthropoda; Insecta; Blattodea; Kalotermitidae
Product: facilitated trehalose transporter Tret1
Exons: 9
Coding region: 392-2266 (624 amino acids)
Biological process (GO): transmembrane transport; carbohydrate transport
Cellular component (GO): membrane
Molecular function (GO): sugar transmembrane transporter activity
Source: RefSeq, a predicted model, not a curated record